AGCAUCACCUUCUAUAUACGAUAAUCACCUCAUGAGGGUUAACUGGAAGGAACAGUUUUACUUUCUUGCUAUCUAUAUAGAUCAUGGCUCCAGGCAAACUCCAGGAAUUACCCAACUCAUGCAUCCUGUUAUAAUAAAACCAUAACAAAGCAGUAGGUCGUAAAAAUGGAGGCUUUGAAAACAGGCAAUAAUGGUCAUACAGGCAGUUUAAGAAUAUGGGGGAAUAGUACAAAUGAAACUUUCUCCACCUCUUGUCGCAAUGAAGAUGAUGAACAAGCUCUUAAAUGGGCUGCACUGGAGAGACUUCCUACUUAUUCACGUCUAAGGAGGGGUUUACUCACUGAAAAAGAUGGUCAUUCUAAAGAGAUUGAUAUAAAGAGUUUAGGAUUAACACAGAAAAGGAAUCUAUUAGAGAGACUAGUGAAAAAUGUAGAAGAAGAUAAUGAGAAAUUCUUGUUGAAGCUGAAGGAUCGCACUGACAGGGUUGGACUGCAUAUGCCAACAAUUGAGGUUAGGUUUGAGCAUUUAAGUGUUGAAGCAGAAGCAUAUGUGGGAAGCAAAGCAUUACCUACACUAUUCAACUUCUUGAUUAAUUAUUUUCAGGGAUUCAUGAAUUAUCUUCACAUUCUUCCUAGUAGAAAAAAACCAUUACGAAUCCUCAAUGAUAUUAGUGGAAUCAUCAAGCCCCAAAGAUUGACAUUACUAUUAGGCCCCCCAAGUUCAGGCAAGACCACCUUUCUUUUAGCUUUGGCAGGAAAACUCAGUAAAGAACUAAAAUUUUCAGGAAGAGUCACCUAUAAUGGACAUGAAAUGGAAGAGUUUGUGCCCCAAAGAACAUCAGCUUAUGUAAGUCAAUAUGAUCUCCACAUUGCAGAAAUGACUGUUAGAGAAACUCUGGCUUUCUCUUCAAGAUGUCAAGGGGUUGGCACGCGCUACGAGAUGUUGGAAGAAUUAUCAAGAAGGGAAAAAGCAGCAAAUAUCAAACCUGAUCAUGAUAUUGAUAUCUUCAUGAAGGCAGCUGCAGUAGAUGGGCAAGAGAUCAAUGUAGUUGUAGACUAUAUUCUCAAGAUUUUAGGACUUGAAGCAUGUGCAGAUACAAUGGUGGGUGAUGAAAUGAGACGAGGCAUCUCUGGUGGGGAAAAGAGGCGAGUCACAAUAGGAGAAAUGCUGGUUGGACCUGCAAGAGCACUUUUCAUGGAUGAGAUAUCAGCUGGUUUGGACAGUACAACAACUUUCCAAAUUGUGAACUCACUGAGACAAUUGAUCCACAUUCUUAAUGGAACUGCACUUAUCUCUCUUCUCCAACCAGCACCAGAAACAUAUGAACUUUUUGAUGACGUAAUUCUUCUUACAGAUGGACAAAUCGUGUAUCAAGGUCCAAGAGGAAAUGUGCUCGAGUUCUUCGAACACAUGGGUUUCAGAUGUCCUGAGAGGAAAGGAGUUGCUGACUUCUUACAAGAGGUGACAUCUAGGAAAGAUCAAGAACAGUAUUGGGCAAGAAAAAAUGAGCCUCGUGGAUUUGUUUCUGCUAAGGAAUUUGCUGAAGCAUUUCAGUCGUUUCACAUUGGACGAAAGCUAGGUGAUGAACUUGCUAACCCAUUUGACAAGUCCAAGUCACACCCUGCUGCUGUAGCAGUCGAGAGAUAUGGUGUCAGCAAGAAGGAACUCCUGAAAGCUUGCGUUUCUAGAGAAUUUCUUCUCAUGAAGAGGAAUUCAUUUGCCUACAUUUUCAAAAUGGUCCAACUUGUUGUUAGGGCUUUUAUAAUAACGACAAUAUUUCUAAGAACAGAGAUGCACCAAAACACAUUAGCAGAUUGUGGGGUUUAUUUCGGGGCCCUUUUCUUUUCAGUCAUAUCUCUUAUGUUAAAUGGAGUUUCAGAGCUUUCAAUGACUGUCCUUAAACUUCCUGUCUUCUACAAGCAAAGGGACCAUCUCUUUUUUCCUUCUUGGGCAUAUGCUUUGCCCGCAUGGGUUCUCAAGAUUCCAAUCACAUUUAUAGAAGUUUUAAUGUGGGUGAUUGUGACAUAUUAUGCAAUAGGAUAUGACCGUAACAUUCAAAGGGUUUUCAAGCAAUACCUGAUACUAAUAAUGACUAACCAAAUGGCAUCCUCGCUAUUUCGACUGGCUGCAGCACUAGGGAGAAAUUUAAUUGUAGCUAACACCAUUGGAGUACUAUCAAUAAUUACAGUAAUAGCACUGGGAGGCUUUGUCCUACCACGAGAUGCUCUGAAGAAAGGGUGGAUAUGGGGUUACUGGUCUUCACCAAUGAUGUAUGCUCAGAUUGGUAUUUCUGUGAAUGAAUUCCUUGGAAAGAAUUGGAAUCACUUUCCUCUUAAUUCUAUAGAGACGUUAGGAGUCACUUUCCUGAAGUCUAGAGCAAUUUCCCCUAAAUCAUAUUGGUAUUGGAUAGCAGUUGGAGCUUUGACAGGAUAUACUUUCCUAUUCAAUUUUCUUUUCACUUUGGCACUAAAAUAUCUGAAUCCAUUUGGGAAGCCUCAUGCAGUACUUUCAGCGGAAGCCCUCUCAGUUCAACAUGAUGACAGAAUAGUAGAUUGCAUUGGACUCUCAAGAGACAGAAAGAGCUCUUUGGGAAAAGGGAAUGCAAGCAACAGAAAUGCCUUGUCCAUGUCACGAUCUGUGAAUGUGGGUAGUUCUAGUGAUGCCAACAAAGGCAGGAGGGUGGGAUUGGUUCUCCCAUUUCAACCACGUUCCAUCUCUUUCGAUGAAAUUACAUACAGUGUGAACAUGCCAAAGGAGAUGAAAGCUCAGGGUAUUACUGAAGAGCGCCUACAAAUUUUGAAGGGUGUCAGUGGUGCUUUCAGACCAGGAAUCCUAACAGCUCUUAUGGGUGCUAGUGGUGCUGGAAAAACCACUCUCUUGGAUGUCUUGGCUGGAAGAAAAACCGGUGGUUACAUUGAGGGAAGCAUCACGAUAUCUGGGCACCCAAAGAAACAAGAAACUUUUGCUCGCAUUUCGGGCUACUGUGAGCAAGCUGAUAUCCACUCCCCAAAUGUUACGGUUCUCGAAUCAUUAGUAUAUUCUGCAUGGCUUCGACUACCUACCGAGGUUAAAUCUAAUGCAAGAAAGUUGUUCAUCGAGGAAGUCAUGAACCUGGUAGAACAAGCACUUGUGGGAUUGCCCGGUGUAAACGGUCUUUCAGUUGAGCAGCGAAAGAGACUAACAAUUGCAGUUGAGCUUGUAGCUAACCCAUCUAUAAUUUUCAUGGAUGAGCCAACCUCUGGCCUUGAUGCCAGGGCAGCAGCCAUAGUUAUGAGAACAGUGAGAAAUACAGUGGAUACGGGACGAACCGUGGUGUGCACAAUACAUCAGCCAAGCAUUGACAUAUUUGACGCUUUUGAUGAGUUACUUUUGCUGAAAAGGGGUGGCGAAGAAAUAUAUGCCGGUCCGAUUGGUCGACAUGCCUACCAUCUGAUCCGAUAUUUUGAGGGGAUUAAGGGAGUUCCUGGGAUUAAGGAUGGCUAUAAUCCUGCAACUUGGAUGUUGGAAGUUACAACAGUAGCACAAGAAGCAACUAUUGGGAUUAACUUCACUGAUAUAUACAGAAACUCACAACUAUAUAGGAGAAAUAAAGCAUUGAUCGAGGAACUAAGUAGACCUCCAUCCGGUUCAAAAGAUCUGUACUUCCCAACUCGAUAUUCACAACCCUUCUUAACCCAAUGUAUGGCUUGCCUAUGGAAGCAUCAUCGGUCAUAUUGGCGAAACCCACCAUACUCUGCAGUGAGACUCUUAUUUACAACACUCGUAGCUUUGAUGAUGGGAACAAUUUUCUGGGACUUGGGCUCCAAAAGAAGCAGGCAGCAAGAUAUUUUAAAUGCAAUGGGCUCCAUGUAUGUUUCUGUUCUUUUCUUAGGAUAUAUGAAUACUUCAUUGGUACAGCCAAUCGUGACAAUAGAGAGAACCGUAAUCUAUAGAGAAAGAGCUGCUGGAUUUUACUCCGCAUUACCAUAUGCCAUCGGACAGGUUCUGAUUGAACUGCCAUACGUUUUAGUUCAAACUAUAAUAUAUGGAGUGUUAAUGUAUGCAAUGAUCGGGUUCGAAUGGACAGUAAGCAAGUGCUUUUGGUUUCUUUUCUUCAUGUACUUCACCUUCUUAUACUUCAGCUUCUAUGGGAUGAUGACUGUUGCCUUUACGCCGAACCAUAACAUUGCUGCUAUAGUUUCCAUUUUCUUCUUUACCAUUUGGAGUACUUUCUCAGGAUUUGUUAUUCCUCUGACGAAAAUCCCAAAAUGGUGGAGAUGGUACUACUGGGCUUGUCCAGUUGCUUGGACAUUGUAUGGAUUGAUUGCUUCACAGUAUGGAGACAUAAAGGAGCCAUUAGACACCGGUGAAACUAUUGAACAUUUCUUAAAAAACUACUUCGGAUUUCGACACGACUUUAUUGGAAUUAUUGCAGUUGCUCUUGUUGGGUUUAAUUUACUCUUUGGGUUCAUCUUUGCCUUCUCCAUCAAAGCAUUUAACUUCCAGAAAAGAUAGUGAUUUUCGUUUAUAUUUCAACCUGUCAGGAUUUGUUUUAUCUUCUGGAGAUAGUUCAGGAAUCCUCAUUUCGAAAGAGCAGCAUAUACCCAUAGUGUUGACUAGGUCCUAUAGGCCUAGAAAAGGACAAAUUACAUCCUAAAAGUCGUGAUUCCAUCUGAAAAGUCAUUAGAUUUUGGAUGAAUUAUAGAAUUUUGUAGUAGCAAUAGUUUUUCAAUAUGUUUAUGUAUUCAUUGAAUAAAAAAAUAAAAUUCUAAAUAAAUUUACAUAAAAAGUUUUUUCUUUAAUAAAA
Molecule: messenger RNA, 4786 nt
Organism: Ricinus communis (castor bean)
Lineage: Eukaryota; Viridiplantae; Streptophyta; Magnoliopsida; Malpighiales; Euphorbiaceae
Product: pleiotropic drug resistance protein 1
Cellular component (GO): membrane
Molecular function (GO): ATP binding; ABC-type transporter activity; ATP hydrolysis activity
Source: RefSeq, a predicted model, not a curated record